AUGACACCCCCACUUCAAGAGCGGGGGCCACAUUCGUCCUCAUCAUCGCACGACGCACGGCCCCACCUCCUCCCUCCUCUCCUCCCUCCCUCACACGAUCGCCGCCCACAACCUCCGAACGGAGGCCAUGCCCUGCAAGAGGGCACACCAGACGACACGAAUGACACCCCCGCAUCAAGAGCGGGGGUGACACGUGGCAUCAUCCACAGUGACCUCCCCCACCUCCCUCGCAUGCUUGCCGCCCUCCACCCUGCAACGGAUGCCAUGCCCUGCAAGAGGGCACACCAAGUGACACGAAUGACACCCCCGCUGCAAGAGCGAGGGCGACGUUCGUUGUCGUCAUUGUGCGACGCGCAGCAUCACCCACAGUGA
Molecule: messenger RNA, 372 nt
Organism: Sparassis crispa
Lineage: Eukaryota; Fungi; Basidiomycota; Agaricomycetes; Polyporales; Sparassidaceae
Exons: 1
Coding region: 1-372 (123 amino acids)
Source: RefSeq, a predicted model, not a curated record